AUGAUUGGAGAGGAGGAAAAUUUUGCAAAGAUAUUUGGUUCAAGCAAAAAGGAUAUUUAUCAUCAUCGUCGUCAAUCAAUCAAUCUUGAUAAAAAGAAAGAGAAAGAUAAAGGAGGUGGAGGAUCCAACUCUACAUCUACUUCAGGUACGAGUGGUGGUAAUAACAACAACAACAACAACUCUGCAUCUGGAGAGGACAACAACAACAAUAGUGGAGGAGGUGGAGGAGGAGGAGGAAUAAGUAAAAAAGAAAGAGACAGAAUGAUAUCUUCAUCGUCGCCUUCCAAUUCCUCAUCAUCUCUGUCUCUUCAACAACAGCAACAACAACAGCAACAACAACAACAACAAGAGAAAUAUCAUAAUUGGACAAAGAAACAUUUCUCACAUCCUCCUUAUUGUUUUAUUUGUAAUAACCUUAUUUGUAAUAUCGGUAAAUUAGCUUUAUGUUGUUCAAAUUGUAAUCUAACUUCACAUUUUGAAUGUAAUACCAACUUUAAAACGAUACCUGGAUUUUGUGUGAUUGUUAAACACGAUUGGUCAAGAGAGAGAUUUAACGAUUCUCCCAUUUGUUCAGGUUGUAAUAAUAGUAUAGUUUCUGCAAAAGAUAAAUCAUCUGGUUAUAAUUGUACAAAAUGUUUAUUUAAAUGCCACAAAUAUUGUAGGAAUCUAACAAGUAAAUGUGAACCAGUAUCGAAAUCAUUAUUUUCAAUUGUAAAAUCAUCGAUUGAUUCGAGUCUGAGUUUGGGUACACUCGGCAAUCUAGGCAACUUGGCCAGUAUGUCGUCGUCGGCCAUUACAUCAUCUUCAUCAUCUUCUAAUCUAAGUGGCAUUGCUUCGGCUGGUGGUAGUGGUAGUCACACUAGUUUAAAUGCAUCUCAAGUUGCCACUUUAAACAAUAAGGAAAAACAACAAUUGGAAUUAAACUUUAAAAAUAACGAUAUUAAUAAUAAUAAUAAUAAUAACAGUAAUAAUAACAGUAACAAUAGUAAUUGUAACCAAAAGGAUCAUAUAUGUCAUCAUAAUUGUAUAAAUAAUCAAAACAGCAGCGGUAGUAACCCAAAUAGUACACCAAAUUCAUCAACCUCUUCACCAACACUAAACUCACCAACUCAUUUCACACCCCUCUCUCCUAAAACUACAUCUGCCAAUUCAAUUAGUAAUAAUCAAAAUCAACAACAACAACAAAAUAAUAAUAAUCCCAAUAUUUUAUGGACACCUCCAGAUAAUCCUACAUCAUUGAGACCUACAUCAUUGACCAAAUCAUAUGACCCACAAUCAUUGACAUCGUUAAACAAGAUAUCUUUGGGUGGUUCUAUAUCUCUUACUCAUAGUACUCUAUUACCUCAACCAACCAAUGGGGGUGGUGGUCAUUCUGGAUCACAACAAUUGAUUCAAGAUACAUUAUCAGAGUUGGAUGGAAUUUCGUUUAAUUUGGCAGCUGCAACAACCAACCAAAAAUUAUUGUUUGUUGAACAGCAAGACACAGCACCAGCAGCAACAACAACACCAGCAGCAGCAGCAACAGCAACGCGACAAUAUGCUGUCGAGCAGCUCGAGCUCCAACGGCAGCACGGGGUCGGCGACCAGCAGCACGCUGACGAGCAGCAUGUCGUUUUUGGCGAUGAACGGCAGCGCGCAGUUUACCAGCAACUCUAA
This is a messenger RNA of Cavenderia fasciculata, 1656 nucleotides long. RefSeq lists its product as uncharacterized. The record is from RefSeq and is a predicted model, not a curated record. The coding region runs from base 1 to 1656 and encodes 551 amino acids. The transcript has 6 exons. NCBI's taxonomy places the organism in Eukaryota, Evosea, Eumycetozoa, Acytosteliales, Cavenderiaceae.